Castor canadensis (American beaver) is the source of this 1758-nucleotide messenger RNA. It is a transcript of the gene Tmem121b, whose product is annotated as transmembrane protein 121B. Lineage: Eukaryota; Metazoa; Chordata; Mammalia; Rodentia; Castoridae. The record is from RefSeq and is a predicted model, not a curated record.
AUGCACCCAGCGCUCGGCCGCCCUCGCUCGGUCUCGUCCGCGUCCGGCUCCUUCCCGCCGCCCCCCGCUGCCGCCCGGCUGCAGCCCCUCUUCCUCCGGGGGGGCUCUUCCCGCGGCCGGAGAGGCUCGGGCGACAGCAGCACCAGCACCAGCACCAGCCGGGGGGGAGGCGGCGGCAGACGCGGCGGGGGUGGCGGCGGCUCCCCGAGCAGCAGCACCGGCGCCGAGCGAGAGGACGACGACGAGAGCAUCAGCAUCAGCAAGCCGCUGGUGCCGGCCACCGCCGCCACGCUCCCGGGUCCCCCCGCUCAGGGGGCCGCCCCGGCCGCUGACCCCGCGCCCGCCGCCUUCUCCUCCUCCUCCUCCGCUGCCACCUCCUCCUCCACCUCCACGCCCACCUCCUCCUGCAGCAUGACAGCCGCGGAUUUUGGCGGGGGCGCAGCGCCCGGGGCCGUCGGGGGCCCUGGGGGACGCGGGGUCGCGGGCGGCCCCGGGACCGGCAGCGGUGCCUCCUGCUGCUCGUGCUGCUGCUGCUGCUGCUGCGGCCGCCCUGCGCGGUCGGGCCGCAGGGGUCGGCGCCGCGGCUGCGCCCCCAGCCCCGGGUGCCACUGGGGCUACCAGGCGCUGUUGGUGCUGCUGCUGGCGCAGGGAGGGCUACUGGACCUGUACCUCAUCGCCGUCACUGACCUGUACUGGUGCUCUUGGAUCGCCACCGACCUGGUGGUGGUGGUGGGCUGGGCCAUCUUCUUCGCCAAGAACAGCCGGGGCCGUCGGGGCGGCGCGGCGAGCGGCGCGCACAACCAUCACCAGCUCCACCACCACGCCGCGCCGCCUCUUCACCUGCAGGCCGCCUCCGCCGCCUCCGCCGGGGCCGGGGCCAAGGCGCGCGGCGGGCGCGGGGGCGCCGGUGGCCCGGGGGGCGGCGCGGGGACCACAGGGGCGGCGGGCGAGUUCGCCUUCGCCUACCUGGCCUGGCUCAUCUACUCCAUCGCCUUCACGCCCAAGGUGGUGCUGAUCCUGGGCACGUCCAUCCUGGACCUCAUCGAGCUGCGCGCGCCCUUCGGCACCACGGGCUUCCGCCUCACCAUGGCGCUAUCGGUGCCCCUGCUCUACAGCCUGGUGCGCGCCAUCAGCGAGGCGGGCGCGCCCGCGGGCUCGGCGGGUCCCCUGCUCCUGCAGCCGCAGCAGCACCGCGCCGCCGGCUGCUUCCUGGGCACGUGCCUGGACCUGCUCGACAGCUUCACGCUGGUGGAGCUGAUGCUGGACGGCCGCGUGCCGCUGCCCGCGCACCUGCGCUACCUGCUCAUCGCCGUGUACUUCCUCACCCUCGCCUCGCCGGUGCUCUGGCUGUACGAGCUGAACGCGGCCGCGGCCGCUCCGUCCUGGGGCCAGGCCUCCGGGCCUGGCAGCUGCAGCCGCCUCCUGCGCCUGCUGGGCGGCUGCCUGGUGGACGUGCCCUUGCUGGCGCUGCGCUGCCUCCUGGUGGUGAGCUACCAGCAGCCGCUGUCCAUCUUCAUGCUCAAGAACCUCUUCUUCCUAGGCUGCCGUGGCCUGGAGGCCCUGGAGGGCUGCUGGGAUCGGGGAACCCGGGCCUCUCCUAGUCGGGCCAGAGGCAGCUACGGUGCUGCUCCCUCCGCCCCACCGCCCCCGCCGCCGCCCCCACCUCAGGGAGGCUCGCAGCUGGGCCACUGCAUCUCAGAGAACGAGGGGGGCCCCCAUGGCUAUGUCAACACUCUGGCUGUGGCCUCCCAGAAUUGA